AUGUCGCUCCCGGGACGACGGAGGAUCUCACACGCGCGCGCGCGCGCCACGGGCCAUCGGCCGCCGCAGCCAGCCGGAGGUCUCUCCAGCCUGCACUGGAGCAGUCAAGUAGUUGUGCCCUCUGGUCGGGCACUGCCGGGCGCUCACGGCGUCAGUGGGCGCGCGGCCCCGCCACGCGCGCCAUUGCAUCGCUGCGCCACUGGCCGCGCAACGACCGCGCCGGUUCCGCAUUCGCGCACUCCGCGAGAGGGAGAGAAUCACCGCGGCAAGCGGCGCCUCCCACCAUUCCGGCCUAGUGGGCUCCGAGCGCCGAGCGGCGCUUCCACGGCUGGCACGAUCAAGAUCCCGGUGUUCCUGGGCGGCUCGCAGGGGGCGAGGAUGAAGCCUGCGUCCGCCAGUGGAGCCGCACUGGCGAGCGGGAGCGCUGCCCAGCGGGGGCAGUACGCGCGCUCGCCCCCAAAGAUCUCCCAGAUGGUGAAGGCGGAACCGCACUUGGACAAGCAUGCUGCUGCUGCGGGCUCGCUGGAUCCUCCACCCACCCUCGGAGGCUCACUGCGGGCGAGCCAGACAUCUGCGAGGAGGGGCGCGUCCAUGAGCGACAAGGACGUGGGUCCGUCCGCCGCGUCUUCGAAGGGCGACAGAUCCGCCCCGCUCACUUACAACGGCACGGGCUCUCUGUCGCGGAGCAGUGCGCACUGGGUCUCGCCGUCGCAGAUCCUGUGGAGGUUCCCCGUCGGACAGGGCGCCUCGAAGUUCUACCUGCACGUGUCCCCGACGGCGACGUUGACCCCGACGAAGAACGGGCUGGUGUCGAGCGAGACGCGCAAGCCGUCGUCCAAACGCCUGGGCGCCUCAGGCGCGAGGUCCGGGGCGGCGCCGCUGCCGUGCGUGGUGGAGCUGGAGCCCAAGGGGCUGGCGCAGGGGGAGGUGGUGCACAAGUUCCCGUGGCUGGAGGGCUGCGUGCUGUUCGAGGUGCCGCAGGCGCCCGUGCUGACGGGCGCGAUGGACCGCGUGGUGCGCGCGCAGCUGGCGGUCAGCGUCAUCACGGAGGACGGCGAGCUGGGGUACUUCACGGGCGUGCAGAUCCAGGGGCUGCUCGACGAGCUGUUCUACUACGACGGCGCGCUGGGGGCGCACGUGGACCGGGCGGCGGGGCAGGUGUCGGUGUCGCUGUGGGCGCCGACGGCGCAGUCGGUGGAGCUGCUGCUGUACGACUCGGCCGACCUGGCCGCGCAGGAGCCGACGGUGGUGCCGAUGACGUCGGCGCGGUUCGGGGCGUGGCACGCGCGCGGGGGCGUGGACUGGGACCGCAAGUUCUACCAGUACCGCAUCCGGGCGUACCACCCCGCGACACAGGCGGUGGAGGAGAUGAUCGCCAGCGACCCGUACGCGCGGAGCACCAACUGCGACGGCCUCGCGACGCAGGUGGUGGACGUCGCCGACCACGAUCUGUUCCCCGAGGGCUGGGGCACGGCGCGGCUGCCGCCCGUGGGGCACCCGGUGGACAUCGUCCUGUACGAGCUGCACGUGCGGGACUUCAGCGCGACGGACCCGACGGUGCCGGACAGCCUGCGCGGCAAGUACGGGGCGUUCAAGCUGCACGAGUCGAACGGCGGGCGGCACCUGAGCGAGAUGCGGGCCGCGGGGAUCACCCACGUGCACCUGCUGCCGUCGUACGACUUCGCGACGGUGCCGGAGCGCGAGGCCGACCGCAAGGACCCGGACCUGGAGGAGAUGGCGAAGUUUGAGGCGGCGUCGCAGAUGCCCCAGGCCAUCCUCGCGGAGGUGAAGGACCGCGACAGCUACAACUGGGGGUACGACCCGGUGCACUUCUCGACGCCCGAGGGCUCGUACGCGUCGGACCCGGACGGCCCCGCGCGCAUCCGGGAGUUCCGCGCGAUGGUGGAGGCGCUGCACGCGAAGGGCCUGCGCGUGGUGCUGGACGUGGUGUACAACCACACGUACGAGUCGGGGCCGACGAGCCAGUACUCGGUGCUGGACAAGGUGGUGCCGGGGUACUACCACCGGCGCGACGAGGACGGGCACGUGCUGGCGUCGACGUGCUGCAACAACGUGGCGUGCGAGAACCGGAUGGUGGCGCGGCUGAUCGAGGACGACCUGAUGCACUGGGCGCGCAACUACAAGGUCGACGGGUUCCGGUUCGACAUCAUGGGCCACCUGAUGAAGAAGACGGUGCACGGCGUCGCGCAGCGGCUGCGGGACCUGACCGAGGCGCGCGACGGCGUGGACGGGCGCAACCUGUACCUGUACGGCGAGGGGUGGGACUUCGGGGAGAUGGUGCACAACCGGCGCGGGGUGAACGCGUGCAUGGGCAACCUCGUGGGGACCGGGGUCGGGUCCUUCAACGACCGGCUGCGCGACCAGGCGCUCGGCGGGGGCCCGUUCUCGGACCCGCGCGAGCAGGGGCUGGCCACGGGGCUGCUGUUCUUCGACAACCCGCACACGCAGAAGCACACCACGCGGAGCGACCGCGAGGCGGCGCUGCUGCGGAUGAUGGACGGGAUGAAGUUCUGCCUCGCGGGCUCGCUGCUGCCGUUCGAGGUCACGUCCUCGGCGACUGGCGAGGUGCUGCGCGGGCAGGAAUUCCGGUGUGCGGGGGCGUCCGCGCUGUCGUGCUUCACGGCGUGCCCGCAGGAGACGGUGAACUACAUCAGCUGCCACGACAACCGCACGCUGUUCGACCUGAUCCUGUUCAAGGCCCCGCUGGACCUGGGUCUGGACGUGAAGCUGCGCAUGAUGGCGCUGUGCCAGGCCAUGACGAUCCUCGCGCAGGGCGUGCCGUUCCUGCACGCCGGCGACGAGCUCCUGCGCUCCAAGUCCCUCGACCGCGACAGCUACAACUCGGGGGACUGGUUCAACCGCAUCGACUGGACGGGCAGCACCAACCACUUCCCCAUGGGCCUCCCGCCCUCGGAGAAGAACCGCGGAGAGUGGGCGCUCAUGGGGCCGAUCCUCGCGCGCGAGGGCAUCGCGCCCACCGCGGACCAGAUCCAAACCUUCAAGAACCUGGUGCAGGAGUUCCUGCGCAUCCGCAAGUCGAGCCGGCUGUUCCGACUGCGGACGGCGGAGGAGAUCUGCGCCGCCGUGCGCUUCCACGAGCUUGGCGCUCCGCCGGCGGACGAGGAGGAAAGCGCGCCGGGCGCCGAGGUCGUGCCCGGCGUCAUCGCAAUGGAGAUCUCGUCCGACGCCCUCAACAUCCCCGACGCGCCCGCGCCGCCCAUGACCAGAGCCGACAGCUCGAACAGCCUCGGCACGGACAGCGACGCACCCGAGCGCGUGCCAGCGGCACGGCCGCCUGCGAACUGGGGACCGUUCCGGCGCGUGCUUGUCGUCUUCAAUGUGCGAGACAAGGCGUUCGUCGCCCCGUACCCCAGUCACAUCAUCGGAAUGCGGCUUCAUCCCAUUCAAGAAACUACUGCCGACCCGGUCCUCCGCGCUGCUGCCCCCCAGGCGUGCAACAACGCGUCGCGGCGCAUGAACGUGCCCAGCCAGACAUGUGCGGUCUUCGUUGAACACUGGUGA
Pedinophyceae sp. YPF-701 is the source of this 3543-nucleotide messenger RNA. The record is from the annotation of a GenBank genome assembly. Lineage: Eukaryota; Viridiplantae; Chlorophyta; Pedinophyceae.